AUGGAGCUACACGUGUUGGUGCUAUCAUUCAUUCUCGCCCUGCCAGUGUCUUCGUUCACCUAUAGGAACAAACUACAGCCCCUUAUGCCAAACGUUUGUGCGGAGCAAGAGCUGGUGAUAGUGGGGCACAGGCAGCCAUGUGUCCAAGCGUUCACUCGGAUGGUCAAAGUGUGGAAACAGGGCUGUGGAGGACAGCUGUGGUGCACAGGCUAUGAACGGAGAACAGCCUAUUACACAGACUACAGGCAGGUGUACAGCAUGGAAUACCAGACUGUGUACAAGUGCUGCCCAGGAUGGUCCCAGCUUGGAGGGGAUGCUGGCUGUCUUUACUCUGUCUGCAAUUAUGGAGUUUGUUUCAAUGGAGGAAACUGCAUGGAAGGAUCUUCUCAGCUCUGUCGCUGCCCUUCUGGUUUCCAGGGACCCCGCUGUCAGUAUGAUGUCAAUGAAUGCGAAGCCAGCAAUGGUGGUUGUGAGUCCCAGUGCUGCAAUACGAUUGGGAGCUUCUACUGCAAGUGCCCCGAUGGGCUGAGGCUGAAGGGAGACGGGAAGGCGUGUGGAGAUGUUGAUGAGUGCCAAGUUCACAACGGGGGCUGCCAGCACAGAUGUGUGAACACCCUGGGAUCCUAUUACUGUGAGUGCAAGCCAGGCUUUCGCCUGCACACUGAUGGCAGGACCUGCCUUGCUGUGAACACCUGUGCCGUCAGCAAUGGUGGAUGCGAACACGAUUGCGUGCAGCUGACCCUAACACAGCAUCAGUGCCGGUGCCGGCCCAAUUACCACCUGAAGGAGGAUGGCAAGCACUGUGUCCUGAGGAACCCGUGUGCCAAUAGGAAUGGAGGCUGCAUGCACCAGUGCCAAAAUCGCCGUGGAAUAGUGCACUGUGAGUGCCACCCUGGCUACAGACUGGCAGCUGACAGCAAGGCCUGCGAAGACGUAGAUGAAUGUGCGACUGGGCUGGCCGUGUGCGCACACAGCUGUCUCAACACCCGCGGCUCCUUUAAAUGCACUUGCAAUCCUGGGUAUGAGCUGGGGGAAGAUGGCAAGCAGUGCUACAGGAUAGAGAUGGAGAUUGUGAAUAGCUGUGAGGCCAAUGGUGGCUGUUCCCAUCUAUGCCGUCACACCAGCUCCGGCCCUGUCUGCUCCUGUAAUUUUGGCUACCAGCUUGAUGAGGACCAGAAAACCUGCAUUGAUAUCGAUGACUGUGACGCACGUUCUCGUUGCUGUCAGCAGGACUGUUACAAUUAUCCUGGCGGCUACGAAUGUGUUUGCUAUGCUGGAUACAGGCUCAACACCGACGGUUGUGGGUGUGAUGAUGUGGAUGAGUGCUCCUCAAAUAACGGUGAGUGUGAGCACACGUGCCAGAACCUGGUGGGGUCCUUCCAGUGCAGCUGCCAGAUUGGAUACAAACUAGAUGAAGACCGGAGGAGCUGUAUUCCUCUGGAUGACCCCAUGGAGGCCCUUGACGGACAACGCCCCAUCAUACGCCCUAUUCCUCACGUUGCCAUCCUGCGUGAUGAGUUCACCCAGCUCUUUGAUGAGGAGUAUGAGGAGGAGGAGGAAGAGGUGGAAGCAAGAGGAGAGCACACACUUUCGGAAAAAUUUGUCUGCUUGGAGGACACCUUUGGUCAUGACUGCAGCCUGACAUGUGAUGAUUGCAGAAAUGGUGGAACAUGCAAUGAGGACCAGACUGGCUGUGACUGUCCGGAGGGCUGGAGUGGAGUCCUAUGCAAUCAGACCUGUCCCGAAGGCACCUUUGGGAGGAACUGCAGCUUCACCUGCCACUGUAAGAAUGGAGCCACGUGUGAUCCAGUGACUGGGAAGUGCCGCUGCCCGCCUGGGGUCAGUGGAGAACUGUGUGAGGAUGGCUGCCCUAAGGGAUUCUUUGGGAAACAAUGCAGGAAGAAAUGCAACUGUGCCAACAGAGGUCGGUGCCAUCGAAUUUACGGGGCCUGUUUGUGUGACCCUGGACUUUACGGACGAUACUGCCAUUUAGCCUGCCCGAAGUGGGCCUAUGGGCCCGGGUGCUCCGAAGAAUGCCUGUGUGUGCAGCAGAAUACCCAGGAGUGUGACAAGAAGGACGGCUCCUGCAGAUGCAAACCUGGUUAUCAUGGCAAAAGGUGUCAGACAAAGUGUGACUCUGGCUAUUACGGUGGCGGCUGCAAGAACAAAUGUAGUUGCCCCCUGGGAGUUUCCUGUGACCACGUGAGCGGAGAGUGUCAGAAAGAGUGUCCCGAAGGUUACCAUGGGGAGAACUGCGACCAAGAGUGCCCAGAAGGGACAUUUGGAGUUAACUGUUUACAAUCCUGUUCCUGUGGCAGCUCCCCCUGCGACCGGCUCACUGGGAAGUGCAUCUGUUUGCCGGGUAGAACAGGACUUGACUGUGGCCGAGCUUGCCCCGCUGGCCGCUGGGGAGUGGGCUGCCAGGAGAUCUGCCUGGAGUGUGAGAACGACGCCAGCUGUGACCCGGCCACGGGUGCCUGCCUGUGUCCACCUGGAUACGUUGGCGACCGCUGCCAGGAUGUGUGUCCAGCUGGCUGGUUUGGGCCAGGCUGCCAGAUGAGAUGUAGCUGUGGGAAUGAUGGGCACUGUCACCCGGUGACAGGGAAAUGUAGCUGUGCUCCUGGCUGGACUGGGGAUAACUGCAGGAGAGCCUGUGACGCUGGCCACUGGGGCCCCGAUUGUGCUAACACUUGCAACUGCAGCAACAGUGACGGCAGCUGCAAUAUGAGGACAGGACAGUGCAUUUGUGAAGCUGGCUCCACGGGACUCCAUUGUGAUCAGAAGUGUCCAGAAGGAUGGUUUGGGCUAAGCUGCCGACACCGGUGUCAGUGCGACAAUGGAGCCGUCUGUGACCAUGUCAGUGGGGCGUGCACUUGCAGCCCUGGCUGGAGCGGGACGUUCUGUGAGCGUGCCUGUCCCGAUGGAUUUUAUGGCCUGGAGUGUCAGAAAACCUGCACAUGUCUGAAUGGAGCCCGCUGUGAUCAUGUGACAGGGCGCUGCAUCUGUCCCGCCGGCUGGAUUGGCCUUCACUGUAACCAGACUUGUGAGGAUCACUGGUAUGGAGAGAAUUGCAGUCAGGCAUGCAGCUGCUUUAAUGAUGCCAUCUGUGACCAUGUUAGUGGACGGUGUCUCUGUGCGGCUGGAUGGACAGGUGCCACCUGCCAGCAAGCGUGUCCAUAUGGUUUCUAUGGCGUGAACUGUCACCAGCACUGCCUCUGUCGGAAUGGCGGAACGUGUGACCCCGUCACAGGGCACUGCACGUGCCUAGGAGGAUGGACUGGAUUGGCUUGUGAGCUGGAAUGUGCGCAAGGACGGUAUGGUGUGGAUUGCCAGCAAGCCUGCGACUGCCAGAACAGGGGGCUGUGUGACCAUCAGACAGGCCACUGCAUCUGCCGGGCUGGCUGGACUGGGCAGCAGUGCCAAAGCGCUUGCCCGGAGGGUACGUUCGGAGAGCACUGUGCAGAGCAGUGCGCCUGUGGGGAUGGAGUCUCGUGCCACCACGUCACUGGCGCCUGCGACUGCCCCACGGGCUGGAGGGGCCAGCGCUGUGAGAAAGCCUGCCUGCCUGGUUCAUUUGGGAAGGACUGUGCCAGCCGCUGCGACUGCCCCCCAGGAACGCCUUGCAACCAUGUCACUGGCCAGUGUGGCUGCCCUCCAGGAUUUAUGGGCCAUGGAUGUGAACAAUCCUGUCUGCCAGGGACCUUUGGGCUGAACUGUGCUCAGGCUUGCCAGUGCCCAGAAGUGAACCAAGACUGUCACCCUGUCACUGGGGCGUGUAUCUGUGCACCUGGUUAUCAUGGAAGAAAUUGCCAGCUAAGAUGUUCAGCUGGUUGGUAUGGCCCCAAUUGUGAGCAGCAGUGUAAGUGUAGGAAUGGAGGACGCUGUGAGACCACCACAGGGACAUGUCAGUGUCCCGCUGGGUACGUCGGCGCUGACUGCAGUAUCGGCUGUCCUAUUGGUCGCUAUGGCAAGGACUGCAGGCACCUGUGUUCCUGUGGAGAAGGAGCCACCUGUCACCACGUGACAGGCAUCUGCAUUUGUCCAGCAGGAAGAACUGGUGCCAGCUGUGAACACGUCUGCCAGAAAAACCGGUACGGGGCAGGCUGCAAGCAGACGUGCUCCUGCCAGAACGGAGGAAUCUGUCAUGCGGCCGACGGCUCCUGUUUGUGUGGGCUUGGGCGGACCGGGAAAUUCUGCGAACUGGAAUGCCCACCCGGGAAGUACGGCGCCAACUGCCAGCUGAACUGUGCGUGCCGGAAUAAUGGGACUUGUGACCCAGUGACGGGAGCCUGCCACUGCCUCAGAGGGCACUACGGGCACUUAUGUGAGCACACCUGCCCUCCAGGUUUCCAUGGACUGCGUUGUCAGGAGUCGUGUGAUUGUCAGAAUGGAGCAACUUGUGACCCAGUGACCGGUCAGUGUCUGUGUCCUGCUGGCUUCCACAAAGACCGCUGUCAGACAGGCUGCGAGGAGGGGCGGUAUGGAAAGCGUUGCCAGCAGUUGUGCGACUGUGAAGGAAACGCACCAUGCGAUCCAGUCACUGGGCGCUGCCUGUGUCCGCCUGGAAAAACCGGCACCAAGUGUGACCUGGACUGCCGCAUGGAUAAAUUUGGCCCCGAUUGCACCCUGACCUGUGACUGUGCCUCUGUCAACUCUUUCUGCAAUGCUCAGAAUGGCCAGUGCACUUGCAUUAAUGGGUACAUAGGACCCACAUGUCAAGAAGCUGUGGCAGCUAGAAUAUCCUACCUGUCCUCUCCCAGGAGAGCUUUCCAGCCUGUGAAACAUUAG
Emys orbicularis (European pond turtle) is the source of this 4788-nucleotide messenger RNA. RefSeq names its product multiple EGF like domains 6 (gene MEGF6). Lineage: Eukaryota; Metazoa; Chordata; Testudines; Emydidae. Gene Ontology annotation, molecular function: calcium ion binding; scavenger receptor activity; protein binding. The coding region runs from base 1 to 4788 and encodes 1595 amino acids. The transcript has 38 exons. The record is from RefSeq and is a predicted model, not a curated record.